Molecule: messenger RNA, 1026 nt
Organism: Drosophila hydei
Lineage: Eukaryota; Metazoa; Arthropoda; Insecta; Diptera; Drosophilidae
Product: ADP-ribosylation factor-like protein 3
Exons: 4
Coding region: 89-748 (219 amino acids)
Biological process (GO): cilium assembly
Cellular component (GO): cytoplasm; microtubule cytoskeleton
Molecular function (GO): GTPase activity; GTP binding
Source: RefSeq, a predicted model, not a curated record
UCGUAGUAGACAAAUCUUAGUAGUAGGUUGUAUAUGGGUGACACUUUCCAAAAUAUAAACAAACACAAACAAAUUGCAAUAGCCCUAAAUGUCUAAUCUAUACAAAGGCGUGGCCACAUUUCUGGGCAAGCUGCGAAAGUCGCCAAAGCCGGAGUUCAAUGUGCUCAUCCUGGGCCUCAACAAUGCGGGCAAAAGCACAUUAGCGGCCCGCCUCGGCAUGGAAACCGAUGAUGCCGUAAAGCAAGUUACUCCUACGGUUGACCUUACGGAAAGACAUUUGAAAUUUAAGAAACUGAGAGUUUGUUUACGUGACUUGAGUGGCCAAUGGAGAAUGCGUCAGUCGUGGCAUACAUUCUAUCAGGAUGCCAACAUAUUGAUCUUUGUUAUCGACAGCUCGGAUGCAUCUCGUUUGAGCGAGGCACGCUGUGAGCUGUGCGAGGUUCUGCUCGACGAGCGACUCUCACACGUACCUUUGCUGCUUUUGGCCAAUAAACAGGAUGCAUUUGGUGCACUUCCCAGCUCCAUGAUUAUUGAGCUGCUGGGCCUGAAGCGCAUCGAGGGACGUCCUUGGAAAAUAUACGAAUGCUCCUCAUUGGCAGGCGUGGGCAUCGAUAGUACAGUCGAUUGGAUCUACGAGCGAUUGAAGCACAUGAAGCCAGCAAGUCUUUUUAGUAAGUUUUUCACUCCUUAUUUUUUGUUUGGACCCACAUGCUUAUUGGAUCGUCGGCGCCACGGUAUGGACGAUUAGUAAAAUUUAUGUAACUGGCACAAAUCGAAUAAUUUAUUAUUCAUUUCGAAUACAAGUGAAAGAACUAACAACAAAUAGGCCAUGACACACACCAAAGACGAUACGAAGUGACAGAAUCGAGUCCAUUUGUAUUAAGUUUGUAUACAUUUGCAUUGGAUAACUAAAAAUUAAUGUUGCUACAUGGACUUAAAAUGUUCGCAGCAACAACGAAAUUUUACUACACUUAGAAUAAUGAAUUAAAUGAGUUUUAACUAAUCCCAAUAAGAUAAAUAUUAAUG